This is a messenger RNA of Caenorhabditis elegans, 1180 nucleotides long. It is a transcript of the gene srz-4, whose product is annotated as Serpentine Receptor, class Z. Lineage: Eukaryota; Metazoa; Nematoda; Chromadorea; Rhabditida; Rhabditidae. The record is from RefSeq and is marked reviewed. The transcript is spliced from 5 exons. The coding region runs from base 1 to 1152 and encodes 383 amino acids.
AUGAAUAAAACUCUUCGACUUCAAGAUCUACCAAAUGCAUAUUUAGUGAUUGGAGGAAUUGGUGCGGUUCUACUGAUUAUCUAUUUAAUUAGCAUUAUUGUUAUAUUUCCAUUGUACGUAUAUGUGUAUCGUUUAAAUCGGAAAACAGAGAAACUGGCAUAUUUUUAUCCAAUUACAAAACAUUUUUAUUCUGUCAUCUGUUCCAUGCAGUUUUACAUUUAUGUAACUUUAUCGAUCGGAGCAAUUACUUGGUUAUUUUUUGAUUUAACUGCUGCCGGAUGUGUUUUUAUAGUUUCCCUAUUCUUUGCAUAUUUUGUGGCAAUUACAGUUACAAGUGUUCAAAAUGUCCUACUUUUUAUUCUCGCUCUCCGUCUUUUCAUGAUCUUAUUCUUUCCUAAUUUCAAAAAAGUUAUCUCAAUAAAUCAAAAAAGUUUCCAAGCAACACGGAAUCUGCUAUACAUAGUCUAUUCACUAAUUCAAAUUAUUUCUAAGCUCGUAAAAAUAUUUUGUGGAACUGAAUCGGCUGCAUAUGGUGUGCGUACUUUCCCAGAAAAUAUGUCACUGAUUGAAAAAAAUUUUGAUGUCAUAUAUGAUGAAUGUUCAUCAACUAUCGACUUAAUAUACGUGCGUAUUUAUGUGGCUGGAGACAUAUUGGUUAUGUUCGCUGCCAUUAUGUAUGUAAUAAUGUUUAUGAAGAUCCGGAGAUGGAGCAAGAUGACUGGAGAUCAACUAAAUAAUCCCGAGAAAUAUAUUUUCUAUCAAACAGUUCUAAUAGUUGUUACAAAACUUUUGGCUAUCAAUGUUAUUCUCGUUAUGUGCUAUCAAGACGGAUACAGUGACGAUUGGGCAUUUGGAGCAUUUGUUGUAUCUGAUGUUUUAACUACACCUUUCGUGAUUCAAGGUUCAUAUCUUCUAUGUAAUCGCACAAAUGUAGACACAGUUCUGUCGAUUCAGUUCAAAACGAUGAAAACUUGGAAGAUGAUAAUUUGUGGUUUAGGAUCCGUUGCAGAAGGUAGACAGAGACGGAGGGAAUUCAAAAUGAGAAUAUAUGCAGCAAAAAAGAAGGCAAAGGAUUUGAUUAGAGGAUCAGGCAAAGAUGGUACCAUAUCGAAACCAGGUGCCUAUAUAAUUCCAGUAGCUCAGACCCCAUAAAUCGUGUUUUAUCUGAGAAAUAAAGUUU